AUGGCGCUCCUACUAACAUGUCUCACGGCUCUUUUUGUUACCAUGACCCCGGAAAAGGCUCUUCAGAGUGCUCCUUUCCACAGAUACUCCACAACAGAGAUUGCGUACACUAGUUGCAGCACACACGUACGUUCUAUUAACUUUUGUGAUCUUGAUGAGAUGUAUACGCCAGAGAACGAUUUUUGCAUAUGUACCAACAUAAACGCUUUGGCAACCAUAUCUCACUGUUACUUCACAGCAUACCCUGAGUUUGCCGACUCAUUUGUGGAGAAGUGUAAUACGCAAAUGAGGGUCAAUCUCACGCGAGAGCAGUUUGACGAGGCUCACUUGCUAUACGAGAGGGAGGCACAAGGUGAAUCGGUUGGGGACUCCAAGGCUCCUCAAAACAUCAAUCAUCCCGUGAAGCUUGAAGACCGGGUGAUCUUCAAGUUCAAGGAAUCCUACGACCAGUUCUUGGGCAAUUACAAUCGUUCCAUCACUUUUGGGUUUUACUUGGUGGGGUUCUGGGCUGUCUUCUUUGUCAUCAUUGGUCUUGCAAACUGGCUGAAGAUCUGGUUUCCAAGACUCAGUCAAAAAGCCAACUCUCCUGCAAUCAACUGGAUCAGAAAGAAGAUCACUCUUCCUGCCACGUUCAGUAGAUACAAGACAAACGAGAAGCGAUUCCUCAAGGUCCUUGAUUUUCUUUCACCAACAAGACUAGAGACGAUCACGCUAGUCGCUUUUACAGUCUUGACAACCUAUUUAUUUUUUGCUGAGAUCAAAUAUGUCGAGAAUGACCCGAUCUUCAAGAGGAAGGACCGUGCACUUGGUCGAUACUACGCCGUGAGGUCGGGUAUUCUAGCAAGCUAUUUAUUCCCCUUCUCCAUAUUGUUCGCUGGUCGCAAUAACAUUCUUCAGUGGCUCACCCGCUGGGAAUACGCCGCUUUCGUCACGUUGCACCGGUGGAUAUCCAGAAUCAUGAUGGUCCUAUUGAUCAUCCACGCCGUUGCUUACUCCUAUGUGAUCAGGGAGAAGCCAAACUUUAAGAUUGAGCCAUACUUGAUUUGGGGAGCCGCAGCAUACACAUGCGGUAUUGGUAUUUUGGUUCAAGGCCUCUUGGUGUUGAGGCGUAGGUGGUACGAAACUUUCCUCCUUCUUCACAUUGUCUUGGCUUUUGUGUUUGCACUUGGUGCAUGGUUCCAUGUGGAUGAUCUUUACUUCCUUUGGUACUACUACUUCUCCGCAUGGCUUUGGGCAACAGAUCGUAUUAUUAGGAUCCAAAGACUCGCUUAUUUUGGAUUCCCUAUCGCAGAGGUGAAGCUUUACGAAGACGAGACGCUCAAGGUGAGUGUCCCACUUCCAAAGAAUUUCAAUGUGGAGGGCGGUGGCCAUUGUUUUGUUCAUUUUCUUCGGCCUUCGUGUUUCUGGCAGUCUCACCCUUUCACUUAUACCCUUGUGGGAGAUAACAUCAUCUUUUAUGUGAAGGUGAAGACUGGCGUAACUCGUGACUUGGCUACCUGGCUUGAGGAACACCCCGGCAGGUCAGCCAAGAUCAGGGUUGCUGUCGAGGGCUCUUACGGAGAAGCCACCCCAGCUUACAAGCAUGAUACGAGCGUGUUCUUGGCUGGAGGUAAUGGUAUACCAGGAAUUUUAGCAGAGGCUGUUGAGGUGAUUGAGAAACACCCAGAAUUCAGCAAGAGAAGAGUGAAGCUUAUUUGGGUGGUGAGGGAGUACCAGUCGAUUUUGUGGUUUUUUGAGGAACUUGCUUCUUUAAAACAGUUUCCAAUCGAAACGGAAAUCUACGUCACGAGGCCACUGGCCACGCUAACGAAUCCUGAUGACAAGCUGCCACUACUUGAAAAUACAUAUGCUCACUACAGCAUGACAAAUCAUAUAAAGGACCCAAUUGGCAAGCUCAAGGAAGAUUUGGGGCAUAUACGAUUUCACGAAGGGAGACCGGAUGUGGAGAAGAUAGUACAGGAGAAUGUGGACUCUAGUCAGGGUAGCUGCUGCUUCGUGACCUGUGGACAUCCAAUAAUGGUUGAUGAUCUUAGACAUGAGGUGGUUCAGGCCAUCGAUAGCAGCAAAGUACGGGUGGAUUAUUACGAGCAGCUUCAGGUAUGGGCAUAA
Molecule: messenger RNA, 2109 nt
Organism: Candidozyma duobushaemuli
Lineage: Eukaryota; Fungi; Ascomycota; Pichiomycetes; Serinales; Metschnikowiaceae
Gene: FRE9
Product: Fre9p
Exons: 1
Coding region: 1-2109 (702 amino acids)
Biological process (GO): intracellular iron ion homeostasis; copper ion import; iron ion transport
Cellular component (GO): plasma membrane
Molecular function (GO): ferric-chelate reductase activity
Source: RefSeq, a predicted model, not a curated record